GAUGUGGGGGGCACCAGGUGCCCAACAUGGAACAGCCUCAAGGUUCAGCCAAAUGCUUCCCACUGGCAGCAGUGGUGCAGUGCCAGUGGUGGUGGCUGAGAGGCAGGAUGGCAGUAUUCUUGGUACCUGAGUAUCCCAGCUCUGCACUUGAGUUUCGGGGGAUUCCCCCAAAUUCAGGAAGAGCGAACAUGUUGGCAGGCAGGGAAGGGAACGGAACCGUGCUGCAUUUCCUAGGAAGUACCAGAAAUAGCCAGGGGGAACUUUUGACCCUGGUUCCACUCUGUGUGUGUGUGUAUGUUCCUCUCUCAAUCUCUCCUCUCUCGCUUGCUUUUUUCUCACUCUCUCCUUGCUCCUGUCUGCAGCCAUCCCAGGGGGAGAGCAUCACCAAGCAGGUAGAAGUCCUGGAUGCCACAAAAUCCCCCAGGAGUGGGCAGUCACGCUGCAAAACAUCCAGGAGCAUGAGCCUGACUGCAGCCAUGGAGAGCAGCUGUGAGCUGGACCUGGUGUACAUCACGGAGCGGAUCAUUGCUGUGUCCUACCCCAGCACGGCCGAGGAGCAGAGUUACUCCAGCAACCUCCGUGAAGUGGCCCACAUGCUCAAGUCCAAGCAUGGCAACAACUAUGUGCUUUUCAACCUCUCUGAGCGGAGACGUGAUGUCAACAAACUUCACCCCAAGGUGCUGGAUUUUGGGUGGCCUGACAUGCACACCCCUGCGCUGGAGAAGAUCUGCAGCAUUUGCAAAGCCAUGGACACGUGGCUCAAUGCAGCAGCACACAACGUGGUGGUGCUGCACAACAAGGGGAACCGUGGCCGGCUGGGGGUGGUGGUGGCUGCCUACAUGCACUACAGCAACAUCUCAGCCAGUGCUGACCAGGCUCUGGACAGGUUUGCCAUGAAGCGCUUCUAUGAGGACAAGGUGGUGCCAGUGGGACAGCCGUCCCAGAAGAGGUACAUCCAUUACUUCAGUGGGCUCCUGUCUGGCAGCAUCAAGAUGAACAACAAGCCUCUCUUCCUCCACCACGUCAUCAUGCACGGCAUCCCCAACUUUGAGUCAAAAGGCGGUUGUCGGCCCUUCCUGAAAAUCUACCAGGCCAUGCAGCCCGUCUACACCUCGGGGAUCUACAACGUGCAAGGAGACAGCCAGACGGGCAUCUGCAUCACCAUUGAGCCUGGCUUGCUGCUCAAGGGCGAUAUCUUGCUGAAGUGCUACCACAAGAAGUUUCGCAGCCCUACCCGUGACGUGAUUUUCCGCGUGCAGUUCCACACGUGUGCUGUGCAUGAUCUUGACGUCGUCUUUGGCAAGGAGGACCUGGAUGAGGCCUUCAGAGAUGACCGCUUCCCUGAGUAUGGGAAGGUGGAGUUUGUGUUCUCCUAUGGCCCUGAGAAGAUCCAAGGCAUGGAGCACCUGGAGAACGGGCCCAGUGUUUCUGUGGACUACAACACAUCUGACCCACUGAUCCGGUGGGAUUCCUACGAGAACUUCAACAUCCAACGCGAGGAGAGUGCAGAGGGGGCCUGGGCUGAGCCACCCCUGCCCAGCAAGCACCUGGAGAAAGAGGUUGGGCACACGCAAGGGCCGCUGGAUGGGAGCCUCUACGCUAAAGUGAAGAAGAAAGACUCCCUCCACGGCAGCACCGGUGCCGUCAACGCUGCCCGGCUCCCGCUCUCGGCAGCACCCAACCACGUCGAGCACACACUCUCAGUGAGCAGCGACUCGGGCAACUCCACCGCCUCCACCAAGACCGACCGCACCGAUGAGCCGGGGGUGACCGCGGCACCCAGUGGCCAGGCGGUGCUGAGCCCCGAGGAGAAGCAGGAGCUGGAUCGUCUCCUUGUCGGCUUUGGCUUGGAGAGCGCGCCGCCCAUGCACAACCACGUGCCCGGCCCGGUGCCGGCACGCCUGCCCGCCAUGCCGGGCCGCCACGUGGUGCCAGCUCAGGUGCACGUCAAUGGCAACGCCGCGGCACUGGUGGCCGAGCGGGAGACGGAUAUCUUGGAUGAUGAGCUGCCCAACCAAGAUGGGCACAGUGUGGGCAGCUUGGGCACGCUCUCCUCCUUGGAUGGCACCACCACUGCCAGUGAGACCGGCUACCAGGAGGCACCUCGCGUGGGCAGCCUGUCCUCCCUGCCCAACGGCCCCUCGAGCUGCAACGGGGCUGAGAAGCUGCUGAAGGAGGGGCUGUACGAUGGCGAGCUGCUCUCCAAUGGUGGCUACCCCUACAACAACCAGAACGCCCUGAUGGGUCACCACCUCCGUGACACACUGCCUUCCUUGCGGCCCUCGGCAUCCACCCAGGAGCACCUGGCUGGCUACCCUCAGCGCCUGCCAGGCUCCCAUGCCCCAGGGUGGCUCCAGCCUCAGCCACUGCCCAGCUCCCAGCCCUACCUGUAUGCCUACGACCAGCCCGGAACCUUCCGCUCCCGGUCCUUCCCGGCAGUGGACACUGCCAAGUAUGACGUGAACCCGGCGCUGCCCCAGGCCCCGGCCCGCAGUACCAGCAGCCGGGAGGCUGUGCAGAGGGGCUUGAAUUCCUGGCAACAGCAGGGAGGAAGCCGGCCACCAUCCCGGCUGCAGGAGGGUGGCAUGGAGAGCCACAGCCCCAGCAUGUCUAGCUGCAGCCCCCAGCCCAGCCCGCUGCAGACCGUGCCCCCGCACAGCCACAGCAUGCCUGAAUUCCCCCGGGCGCCCUCUCGCCGGGAGAUUGAGCAGUCCAUCGAAGCACUGGAUGUCCUCAUGCUGGACCUCGCACCUGCCGUCCACAAGUCGCAGAGUGUGCCUGCCACCUCCCGUCAGGACAAGCCAGCCGGACCCCUGCCCUCCUCCCUUUCGACCCAGCCCAUUGCUGGUCUCUACGGCCGGCCAACUCCGCAGGUGGCCCAGCCGAGGUCCUUCGGCGCGUCCGUGAGCCCCGUGGUCUCUGAGCCCGGGGGCAAAGCCUAUUCUCCUGGAGAGCUGGACUACGGGGUGCAUGAUUACCGGGAAACCUAUUCACCCUACAGCUACCAGCUGGCACCGCUGCCAGAGCCCAGGAGCUACAGCCAUGCCCCGGCCGGAGCACAGAUGGGCACUGUCCCACUCGGCACCUCGUGCUACAGCCCUGUGGGGUCUCAGCAGCAACUCACCUCCUCCCCACCUUCCCCCACCACCACACCACAAAACCAGAUGCCCCUGAAGGGACCGGAGAGCUAUGAAGACCUGUCGAGGUCGGGAGAAGAGCCCUUGAAUCUGGAGGGCCUGGUGGCCCACAGGGUGGCAGAGUACAACGCCAAGCUCAGGGAACUCAACAAGAGCAUCAAAGUUCCCCGUCCUCUGAACCAGCAACGGUCCUUCUCCGGGGUGCCGUCCCGGGAGAAGCCUGUGGAGGAGAGCGCUGUCCCUGCCCGCAAGCGGACGCCCAGCGACAGCCACUAUGAGAAGAGCUCGCCAGAGCCCAGCUCGCCCCGCAGCCCCACCGUCCUCUCGCCUGAGGUGGUCAGCACCAUCGCAGCCAACCCUGGAGGGAGGCCCAAGGAGCCUCACCUCCACAGCUACAAGGAAGCCUUCGAGGAGAUGGAGGGUGCCUCCCCCACCAGCCCACCCUCCAGCGGCGGUGAGAUUUCUCCCCCUACCCCAGCCUUCCCUGUGUCACCACAAACCCCUUACUCCAACACCUUGCGUUCUCCCCCUGGCCUGGCCAAGACUCCUCUCUCAGCGCUGGGGCUGAAGCCCCACAACCCAGCUGAGAUCCUGCUGCAUCCCGUGGGAGAGCUAGAAGGGGAAGCGGGUGGUGACUCUGAAGAAGAGCCCAGGAGCUAUGUCGAGUCAGUGGCCCGCACGGCCACAACGGGCAGGGGAGGGACACUGCCCGCUGCCCAGCCCGCUGCCCAGCCUGCUGCCCAGCCUGCAGGCCCAGAGGUGCCCUCCAGGAAUGGCACUUUCUCCAGCUCCUUCAUCGCCCCCAGCCCUGUCUCCACCAGCAGCCCUAUUCACAGCAUGGAUGGGGCAUCCCUCCGCAGCUACCCGUCAGAAGGCAGCCCCCACGGCACGGUUACACCUCCCCAUGCCUCAGCUGAGCCCUUGUACCGGUCGCCUGUUGGCUCGCAGAUGCCCUCUGCUCACAGCAGCUACCAAAACUCCUCUCCAUCUUCCUUUGCAAUGGUCCCGGGAGGGGUCCCAGGCUCGGCAUACAGCAGCCCCGACUACCCUGAUGGCCGAGCUGGCCUCCAGCCAGAACCCCAAACUCGGCCACAGCCGCAGGUCAGCGUGGUGGGGGUGCACACCCUGCCAGGGAGCCCCCGCAGCCUGCACCGGACAGUGGCUACCAAUACACCGCCCAGCCCCGGCUUCGGGCGAAGAGCCAUCAACCCCAGCAUGAGCGGCACUCCCGGCAGCCCCGGGCUGGGCAGGCAUGCUGUGGUGGCCCACGGCAACCUGGUGGCCCCACCAGGGAGCCCCAGCAUGUCCAGGCAUCAAGCAGCGGCAGCCACAUCCCCUGGCAGCCCCCUGUAUGGCUACUCCAGCCCAGAGGAAAGGCACCUGACGCUGUCUCGGCAGAGCAGCUCCUCUGGCUACCAGCCCCCCUCCACGCCGUCCUUCCCCGUGUCCCCAGCGUACUACCCCGGCACCAGCACGCCGCACUCCUCCUCCCCGGACUCGGCUGCCUACCGCCAGGGCAGCCCCACCUCGCAGCCUGCUCUGCCUGAGAAGCGGCGGAUGUCAGCUGGGGACCGCUCCAACAGCCUCCCCAACUAUGCCACUGUCAAUGGCAAGGUGUCCUCCCCGCUCUCCAGCGGCAUGUCCAGCCCCAGCGGUGGGAGCGCCGUCGCCUUCUCCCAUACUCUGCCAGACUUCUCCAAGUUCGCCAUGCCAGACAUCAGUCCAGAGACUCGUGCCAAGGUCAAGUUUGUGCAGGAUACUUCCAAGUACUGGUACAAACCAGACAUCUCCAGGGAGCAGGCCAUUGCCUUGCUGAAGGACAGGGAGCCAGGGGCUUUCAUCAUCCGAGACAGCCACUCCUUCCGGGGAGCCUAUGGCCUCGCCAUGAAAGUUGCCUCUCCGCCUCCCACGGUCAUGCAGCAGAACAAGAAAGGAGACUUGACCAAUGAGCUGGUGAGGCACUUCCUCAUCGAGACUAGCUCACGAGGUGUGAAACUAAAAGGAUGUCCCAACGAGCCUAAUUUUGGCUGUCUCUCUGCGCUGGUGUACCAGCACUCUAUCACGCCCUUGGCCCUGCCCUGCAAGCUGGUCAUUCCUGACCGAGAUCCCAUGGAGGAAAAGAAAGACUCUGCGUCAGCCACCAACUCAGCCACGGACCUCCUCAAACAGGGUGCAGCCUGCAAUGUCCUCUUCAUCAAUUCCGUGGAGAUGGAGUCGCUGACGGGCCCCCAGGCCAUCUCCAAGGCUGUCGCUGAGACGCUGGUGGCUGACCCCACGCCCACAGCUACCAUUGUUCACUUCAAAGUCUCCGCACAAGGCAUCACCUUAACGGACAACCAGAGGAAAUUGUUCUUCCGAAGACACUACCCCCUCAAUACUGUCACCUUCUGUGACUUGGACCCCCAGGAGCGAAAGUGGACUAAAACUGAUGGCAGUGGCCCAGCCAAGCUCUUUGGAUUUGUGGCCAGGAAGCAAGGGAGCACCACAGACAACGUCUGCCACCUCUUUGCUGAGCUGGACCCAGACCAGCCAGCUGCAGCCAUCGUCAACUUCGUCUCCAGGGUCAUGCUUGGCUCCGGCCAGAAGAGAUGAGCUGGCACUUGCGGGUGAUUCUUGAAUUUUGGAGAAGGACUUGGAGCUGAUCCGAGAAGGAGUGUGAGGAAGUGCAUUGUGGAAGAGGGAAGUGAAUUGGGGGGGGGGGAAGGGUUGGAAUUUUGGAGGAAAACAGCAAACAACAAAAAAUCACCAACAAAACCCCUAAAAACUCAACACAAGCCAAACACACACAUAGAGGAACCAAAGCCACGCACCUACAAAAGAGAGCCACAAAGUCACGCCAGACAGGAUGCAUGUCCCAUUGCAGGGAAGGUGACCAAAGCAAAGGCGGCAGUGAGAGGUGUGUUUCCAGCUUUCAGCAUCAUGGCCUCAAGUGGUGGCAUCCAUUUGGGACUGAAUGUGGGACCAUGACUGGUGUUUUCCAUCUGGAAAAAAAAGAGGCAACUGGCAAAACCCAUGGAAAAAGCUUCAUCCCAGCAGCUCCAUCUGCUGUGUGUUUGAACUGACCUGUAGGAGAUACUGACAUGCGUUGGGUCUAUGGGACACCAGAGGAGAUGCUCUCAGAAACCUUCCCUUGUCCAGCUGCAGAGGAGGGUCCUCACUGGUCCCUGUGCUUCCCCCAACACCUGCUCACGACCUGGUAACUUGCUGGGGGCAUGGGGAAAUUGGUCCUGAACCUUCCAAUCCCUUGGGGAGCUUGGCCAUGGGCUGAACUUCGCUGACCAGAGCCCAGCACCAUGGUGAGACUCUGUGAGUCCACCCAGAGAGGGAGGUCAUGCUGUUUCUCCACUUCCCCAGGGGUUCUUGUGCCCCUCAGCCUGUGAGGAGGUGUGGGGCUUCCUGCCGCCCUGCACCUGGGGAAGGUGGAUACUCCCCAGGAACCUGGAGGAUGCAGAAAGUCACCUCCUCUCCCAUCUUCCCCUUUUCCCUCCCGUCACUAGUCCUCUUUGGCAGUUUUCUCCUGCGGCCUGUCACAUUCUCCUAACACAGAAAAAGCAAACCAGAAAGGAAAGGAAUAGUUGUAAUAAUAAUAAUGAUUAUAAUAAUAGCGGAUGCUGGCACAGGUGGUUCCCUGUGCGAAGCAGCAGACCCGUGGCUGCCCCUGUCUAGCUCUUCGGAGACACGCAAGCGGUUUUUAAAUUGCAUGGACAUUCAAGUUGCACGAAAGGCAAAAGGCUACUAGUAACUCAGGCGCUUUUCUCCUCUUGUUUUGGAGGCCACGUUAAAAAAAUAAAAAGAAGGAAGAAAAUAAAAAA
Molecule: messenger RNA, 6949 nt
Organism: Ficedula albicollis (Collared flycatcher)
Lineage: Eukaryota; Metazoa; Chordata; Aves; Passeriformes; Muscicapidae
Gene: TNS1
Product: tensin 1
Exons: 31
Coding region: 27-5729 (1900 amino acids)
Biological process (GO): fibroblast migration
Molecular function (GO): protein binding
Source: RefSeq, a predicted model, not a curated record